AUGGCUUUGAAGAAAACUCUGGCGAUUUCUUUCUUGAUGAUGAUGGCUCUUUGCGGAGUCUCCAUGGCUACGGUUUACCAAGUCGGUGAUUCUGCUGGUUGGACAAGCAUGGGUCAAGUUGAUUACCAAGAUUGGGCUGCCAACAAGAAUUUUCACGUUGGUGAUAUUCUGGUUUUCAAUUACAACAACCAAUUCCACAACGUUAAGCAAGUGAAACGCCAAGGUUUCGAGUCAUGCAAUGCAACGUCCCCAAUAGCCACUUACACCAACGGCUCAGAUACAGUCACUCUUGAAAAGCUUGGCCACUUUUACUUCAUAUGUGGUUAUCCUGGUCACUGCCAAGCGGGACAAAAGAUUGACGUCUUUGUUGCUCCACCAACUUCAAAUUUAAGUCCUGUUACAUCACCUCAGAGCUCACCUAGCGGUUCUUCAUCUCUUUAUUUUAGUAAUCUGUCUUGGUCUUUGGGUGUACUACUAGCAUUCUGUCUCUCAGGACUUGCUUAUUAG
Messenger RNA from Dovyalis caffra, 507 nucleotides. Lineage: Eukaryota; Viridiplantae; Streptophyta; Magnoliopsida; Malpighiales; Salicaceae. The record is from the annotation of a GenBank genome assembly.